AAGUCGUCUCUUUUAGGACCCCUACAUGAGGUUAUCCAGUUCAAUCAAGUUGCGCACUUUUUUUGGACUGCAUUCGGCACUGGUAUCGCCAGCGGUUACGAACCCGCCCGGGAAUAUUUUCUUUGCCAGAAUCCAAGACAAGCUAUGGCGUACAGCAAUGAUCUGACAACCCUCCCAUCACACUGCAGAGAUGUGUGCUGUAGCUCUUCUGAAAAUAUCGCCCACGCAAACUAGUGCGGACGAGAAUCUGAAGAGCGGCCUAGCCCAUUGAAAUACGCAUACUCCGUAUACUAUGCGUAGCUGCGAGUGAGAGCCCCUGCGGUUCUCUUUGCAACACGCUGAAAUUUGAGACUGGGCGGGGCAGCAAAGCUAUGAAAAUUAGGAGUGGCUCAGCUGGAAGCACUGAGUGCUAAUCACAGCAGCACUGAAUUUUAUGAUUUUCACCAUUCGAUGAAAUACAGCUAUAUGCUCAACUACCUGAGCGGAAAAGUUUGCUGAAUGAGUAUGGGAAAGUGGUGGAUGAUCGCACGACCCCAAUAGCUUCAAGCUCGAAAAUAUGAAGGAUAAGGAUAAAAAGAGAUAUUCUGCUGGUUGUGCCCAUCGCUCCGCAUUAGCAGUUAUUAAUAUAUCAAUUCAGGCAAAUGCUAGAUCCUUGAAUCAGCUAGUAUCUUUACAUCCCCCCUCCCCCCAUGGUUGAUUGACUAGCGGGCAGUGUGACCAGUCACGUCGCCCUGGUACAUAUACAUUUUAAUGCGUUGAUGAGCUGCAGAUUAUACCGAAGUAUUCAUUUCCAUCCAUAAAUAGGGAAUCAGCUCUAUAUCCCAUUCAUUUCCUCCAAAAGACCAUCCACAACCGCGAAAAUGACACCCAACGACAUCGAAGCCCGUAAAAGUACCUUCUACGAUUCGGCCUAUAAUGCUGAAUAUUAUGACAUAUGGGCCGAAGAGAAUGGUAAGACCCUCGACCUAAAGGACGGCGCACCCUCCUAUCCACCCGUCUUCAAGGAGCAGCUAUCAACACGUUCUCCAAAGCCUUCCCCCGAGACUCCCUUUGCUGUCCUAGACAUUGGGACCGGCACGGGCCGUAUCCUUAUCGAUCUUGCCAACGAUGGCGAACGCCAUGGACUCGACCUAUCAAAUGUCCAUUUUAUUGGCGUGGACACGGAGCAGGCAAUGCUAGAUCGCGCAGAGAAAGCGCAGGCCACCCUCUCAAGCAUGGCGCGAGUUGGCAAAAUUGUGUUUGCUAUAGGUGACGCUGCGACUGUGGCUUCAUCGCCAGCUCUCCAGGACUAUGCCGGCGGCAUUGACCUCCUCUUCUUCGCGGCCGGUAGCAUCAGCCAUCUCAUCGGCCCCGAUGAGCCGCAACGUUUCUUCGCUCAGGUCGCCUCGCUUCUUCGCCCUGGCUCGGGGCGCGUUUACUUCCCCAUUAUGAACCCUCUCAUCUCGAAGAGGUCCAUUACUCAAGAGCCAACCGCUCCGAAAACCUCCACGAGAUUGCAACAGGGGGAAGAGUUCCCAAGCAAGACGUUCCCGAAUAUUAUAUAUAAAAAGUUUCCCCCUGACGACAUCAAGGUGGAUGGAUUUGUCAAGACACACUACCAUGAUUUCCACGUCAUCCGCAGGCUAGAGUCUAGUGAAGAGGAGGUGGUUCAGAACGAUAGGGUGGCGUUUUCGUUGCGAGUAUGGGAGGAACCCGAGCUUUUGGAAUGGACUAAGGAUGCUGGGUUAGAGUGCGUUGAGACGUUCCACGGCAUGCGUGACACUUCCUAUGUUUUCAAACUCCGGGAAUAAAACCUUGUAAACUUCCCAGGUUCGUGAUUCGCCAUGUGUGGUAAACAUAACCUAGGCAUGAUAUAGGCGUGAAAUUCUUGCCGUUUGUGUUGGGUUUUGCAGCUGAGCUAGUCCUGUCUGUAAAGCUUUCUACGGCGAUCGUGUUUACUGAGCUUUAUACUGUCCUGGUAUACAAUUGGCAAUUGCACAAUUUAUAUAGAGCGCAAUUUUAUUCCAGCCGAAGUAAUAAUGAUAAUAUUUUAUCGAAAUCAAGUUAUAUUUUUAAAAAUUC
Blastomyces gilchristii SLH14081 is the source of this 2061-nucleotide messenger RNA. RefSeq lists its product as uncharacterized. The coding region runs from base 861 to 1790 and encodes 309 amino acids. The transcript has a single exon. The record is from RefSeq and is a predicted model, not a curated record. Lineage: Eukaryota; Fungi; Ascomycota; Eurotiomycetes; Onygenales; Ajellomycetaceae.